AUGUCGCGCGACUCGACCCCGCCGCUUCCGGGCCUCGAGCCCCCGAGCUCCCCGCCGCUGCUGCCAACUGCGUCAACCUCGCGCAAGAAGCGUGCCCGCUCGCAGUCGCUGCACGAGCACCACCACGCCAAUGCCUUGUCCCACCACCCGUCCAGCGACCCCUUUGUCUUCUCCAGCGACGAUGCGCCCGAGGACGUCGAAAACUACAACAGCCCCGCCCGCAAGAAGAGGCAGUACGCCGGCCCAUGGUUCGCACACGGCCACCAGCCGAAGUCCGAACGGACGACGCCAGCCAAGGCCGACUUUUCCAGGAACCAAGACAGUGGCGUCUGGCUGCCCAGCGACUCGUCGGAUGACUCGCUGAUUGAGCGGCUGGCCGCCGCCAGCACUGGCCCAUCCCUCUUUGGCCAGGUCCCGCGCCCCUGCGCGCCCAGCGAGCCUGACGAGAAUCCGCUCCCUGUCGCGCGCCGAGUGCACGUGCCGGAGCCGCGGUCGACUGAGCAUGCCGUCGCUCAUGCAAAGGUGCACGAGUGCGUUGAAGAGGGGAACGAGAGGGUCGAUCUAUCUGCUCUGCAAUUGCGCUCCAUGUCGGAUGACCUUCUUGAGCCACUGGCCCAUCUCAUCAGGCACCCGAAGAUCGGCCCCGAGGUUCCGUCCGAAGAGGCUUACGAGCCGUUCACGCCGUCACUGCAGCUCUAUCUGUCGAGCAACCAGCUGCGUAGCUUGCCGGCUGCCAUCUGGGAGCUGGAGAACCUCGGGGUUCUCAGCCUGCGUAUCAACAAGCUGACCGACUUGUCCCCAGCUAUUUCUAAUCUCAAAAACCUAAAGGAGCUCAAUCUGGCCGGCAACAGGCUGCGCUGGUUGCCGUGGGAGCUCUUGCGGCUCGUCCCGCCGAACGGCAAUUUGACCCGGCUGAGCAUCUCACCCAAUCCGUUUGUGAAGGGGCUUCGCGCUUACCGGGGAUUCGAUAUCCCUGCCGAUCCGGUCAAGAUGCAGCAGGCAGUGGACGAGAUGAAGGCAUUGUUUGAAGAUGAUGAGUGCGAGAAUGGCGAUGAGAAGGAGCAGUUGGCCUGGUCACUGAGACUUCACGAGUCUCUACUCCAGAAGAUGCGAGAGGAGGCAGCCUCAUCGCAGACCGCGGAUGGAGACUCGUUGUCGCAAGUGCCAUUCAAGCCUCCAGCGUGGAAGCAGGAGCCUGUCUUUCUCGCCUCGACUUCGGUGGCCCGAAUGGAAUUCGACGGUCGUCUCCAGUCCGGCUCGCCUCAAAAGCCAUCGUCCACCUCCUACCACGUCACUUCUUUCCCCGUCCCCUUUGUCGGGCACACGCCCGCCGACGACAUUCCGGCAUCGUCUUCCCGUGUCCCCUCUCUCUUGGAGCUAUCGCUUCGCUCCGCUUCCCGCGCCGUUCCUAACGCCGACCUCCUGCGCGACCUUCUCCCUCACGAUACCCCCGACCCCGUCCUCCGCGCACUCGAUGACGCGAUCAAAGCCCAGCAGAACGGUGGCCAGCAGUGCUCCGUCUGCAACAAGAAAUACAUCAUUCCGCGAGCCGAAUGGAUCGAGUACUGGCACUAUGUGCCCGACUCCUUGUUCUGCUCUGGAGACGAUGCUUUCCUGCCAUUCUUGAGGAGGGCGUGCAGUCUGGGCUGCGCGGCUUCAGUGAAGGCAGGCGAGAUCUGA
Diplodia corticola is the source of this 1680-nucleotide messenger RNA. RefSeq names its product leucine rich repeat domain protein. Gene Ontology annotation, molecular function: protein binding. The record is from RefSeq and is a predicted model, not a curated record. The transcript is spliced from 2 exons. The coding region runs from base 1 to 1680 and encodes 559 amino acids. NCBI's taxonomy places the organism in Eukaryota, Fungi, Ascomycota, Dothideomycetes, Botryosphaeriales, Botryosphaeriaceae.